Messenger RNA from Aureobasidium namibiae CBS 147.97, 1353 nucleotides. RefSeq lists its product as uncharacterized. The record is from RefSeq and is a predicted model, not a curated record. The coding region runs from base 1 to 1353 and encodes 450 amino acids. The transcript is spliced from 2 exons. NCBI's taxonomy places the organism in Eukaryota, Fungi, Ascomycota, Dothideomycetes, Dothideales, Saccotheciaceae.
AUGGCCAAUUGGGGUGCACUUCCUAUGGAAGUAAAGACGAUGAUCGUCAAAGAGUUCGCAAUUCGCACCCCUGAAGAGCUCGUCGACCUCUGUGAAGCCGACAAAGAGAUGAAAUUCCUCACAGACGUUCAUUUCGGAGCUUUCUACUUCGAAAAGAUUGCCCUGUUCAACUCAGAGUAUGCUGUCAAGGAGUUGAUGGACAUGGUCGGGAGUCCCGCCAUCGGCCCCUGCAUUCGCCAUAUCGUGCUCAGCGCCCUCCGACUCGAGCCCGACGGCUGUUUCCAAUGGGUGAAGAGACUUCCAGUCAAUGAGCGUCACAGCGUCGAAACUGGUACUAGUAUCUACGAUGACCUAACGGCUGUCUUUGCGAACCUUAAGGAGUACAAGCAACCCAUCACUAUUGGCAUAACCGACGAGUUCAGCGACGAGAACUACAACAUGCUCGGCUUCAGCAAGAAGCUGGACGGUACUGACUGUGGAGAUUUCGAGACCUAUAACGUCACAGCUGAUGAAGUUGAUGCGUUCGACACUAUUACUGGUGCCGCCGAAGAAGCUGGCUGCCAGAUCCAAGGUCUUGAGGUCAAGCUGUACCCACGUCGCAACUGCUCGAAGAUCGAACUGGCCUGGGGCUACUACGACUUUCCGAUGACACUCGCACGCUAUCUCAGUCCCAACAAAAACAUCAACGUGCACAUCGAGACACAAAUUGGCAAAAAGUCACAGAAGGCCAUCAACGUCGCUUACGACAAGAAAAAUCGUCGUCUGUCCAUCAAGCACAGCAGAAUUCCUGUAGCCUAUGACACUUGGAUGCUUGAAUACUGGAUCGAGAAGAUAGACAUCAAGCAAGACUCGAGUCACUGGUCAACCCUUCACGUCGACGGUAUCAACAAGAUCGAAUCAAACAACUGCAACUUCCUCUCCGAUCACAACCUCAAGGCCGUUCUCGAGUACAUCUCAACCAUCACCACACUCACAGAAUGCCUGAUCGUCAAGCCAAAGAUCUCCAGCGGCUCCAGCGUGUUCAUGGGAUUCUUCACAACGGACAGAAUCGACGGAAGCAUCAGCUUCACGGGUGACGUGGCCAAGCAAGUCACAGAAAAGCUACAGUCCUGGGAAAGCUUGGACAUCCAGGUCGACGACGAAGCAGAUGAAGAACCGGAGAAUGAAGACAGUGAUGAGGGAGAAGACACAGAGGAGGAGCAGUUUGAGGAUGAGGAUGACGAGGUUGAAGAAGGGUCGGAGGAGUCAGAAGAAGAGUUUGAGGAGUCAGAAGAAGAGUUUGAGGAGAAAGAAGACAGCAAAGAUGGAGAUUACGAAGAGAGUGGCGAGGAUGACGACGAGGAUGAGGAUUGA